UUGUGCAGGAUUUUAUGUUCUGUUAUCAGUAGAUGUGCUGUGCAGUUUAUCAUUUUAGAUUAUUACUGCUUCAGAUUCCAGAUAAACUUGAGGAUAUGCCUGUUGCAGAUCUCUGGGUACAAGAAACUUUUUUUAGAGGUUGAAGAUGUGAGAAAACAGCCAUACAACUCUGACAACCCUGAGCACGAGCAGCAGCUUAUGGAGCUUUGGGACUUGCUUAUGCCGCAUGAGAAGUUGAAGUCUAGAAUAACUAAACAGUGGGGUGACAUUGGCUUUCAAGGUGAUGAUCCAAAAACAGAUUUUCGUGGCAUGGGCAUUCUAGGACUGGCAAACUUACUUCCAAGGAACAUCCAAAUCUUUACAUGUCUAGAAUUUAUCCUUUUCUCUCGUAACCAUUCGUCCAAAGACACAUAUUUCAAAAGCUAUAGUGCCUCAUCACUUUGCAUCUGUUUCAGGUACUCGUAUGCAAUAGUUGGGAUCAACCUAACAGAAAUGGCUUACAGUUUACUCAAGAGUGGGGCCCUGAAGUCUCACUUCUAUAAUAUGGUUCCUGGCUUUCCUGAGAUUAAAGUGCUUCCAUCAGUUUUUCUGUAA
This is a messenger RNA of Staurois parvus, 594 nucleotides long. The record is from the annotation of a GenBank genome assembly. Lineage: Eukaryota; Metazoa; Chordata; Amphibia; Anura; Ranidae.